Messenger RNA from Maylandia zebra (zebra mbuna), 903 nucleotides. RefSeq names its product sialic acid-binding Ig-like lectin 14. Gene Ontology annotation, cellular component: plasma membrane. Gene Ontology annotation, molecular function: sialic acid binding. Gene Ontology annotation, biological process: cell adhesion. The record is from RefSeq and is a predicted model, not a curated record. Lineage: Eukaryota; Metazoa; Chordata; Actinopteri; Cichliformes; Cichlidae.
GGAAACAAAAGGUGGAGGUUCACACAGAGUGAGGAAAGCGUCUAUCCUGUGGAGAGAAGCCGUGCUGUCAUUCAAAUCAGAAUGUUAACUCUCAUCUGGGUGAUUCUGCUCUUCGCUGACACAGGUUCUGGGACUCCUGAGUGUCUAAAGAACAAGAGCAUAAUCACACAAAGUGAUGAAAAUGUAUCAGCACAGGCUGGACUGUGUGUUGUUCUAGCAUGUUCUUUUACUACAGAUGGUAAUGUUGAAAAUAUAACUUGGUAUAAACAUGAUGGAAACAUAACUAAAACAAUAUUUGGCUCCAGUAACAAUAUGAAAACUGAACCUGAGUUUAAAGGGAGGGUGUCACUGUUGGAGGCUGACCUGAAAAAGAACUGCAGCAUCAUUAUCAAUAACCUCACCAAGUCGGACUCUGGAUCAUAUCACGCUGUCGCUAAGACAAAGACUCACUGCACACUGAUUGCAAACAUCACAGUCACAGUUACAGAGCUGAGUGAAAAGCCCACACUGGAGAUUCCUGAAAUAACAGAGGGAGAGCAGACUACACUGACCUGCAGCGCUCCUGGUCUCUGCUCUGGAUCCACUCCUAAUAUCACCUGGAUAUGGAGUGGAUCAGGACAAAACCUCUAUGAAAUCAAAAAACACAACACUGAAUUCCAGUCUGAGAAUAUGCCUGUCUUCAAGUCAACUCUGACCUUUAACGCUUCAACAAAACACAACGGUGGUCAGGUCACCUGUAAGGUCACCUUCAAAAAUGUCAAAACAAAUGAGACAAAAACUCUUAAUGUCAAGUAUGCAGCAAGAAUCUUGAAUAACUCUGCUUGUGUCGCUCAGUCAAAGGUUUUGACCUGUGUGUGUAUCAGUGAGGGUUUCCUUCACCCACCAUCAAAUGGCCACACUUAG